AUGCUAGAUAUUGACAUGUUUGUGGAUAAUUUGAACAGUGUUGGUUGUCUACUUACGAAAGGGCCAAAGGCAUACCGGGUGUUCUUUCUGAUCCGUUAUGAGAACAGUAGUUUCUCUUCUUCUCUUCUCCAUUUCCUUCUGCUCUUGAUUUGCAGCCAUGUCUUUCCGAAUGGGACUUGCAUUACCACAAAAGAAUGCCUAUUGAAUACAAAUCGAAACCCAACAAUGAGUAAGGAACAAAUAGAGGAUGAACCGAAGAUGUAUCUUGGGGUCAGAAAGGUUAUUUGGUUGCCUCGAGGAUUGUUUGAUUUUACUUAUGCUAAUCUUCUAGUUAUGAUUUUGCAUGUCGCCUUUGACAUGCCUGAGGGUGUCACUCCUUUGCCUGAGACAGGUGCGGAUCCGACCGUACCUGUGAGUGCCACUCAGCUACAACAGAUGUUACAGGCGAUGACUGUUAUUCUUCAAGGGCAGUGCAGGCAUCCCACUAUUACACCAGCCGAGGCUGAGCAGGAGUGUGCGAGUGCCCUUCUCAAGGACUUCCUAUAG
Molecule: messenger RNA, 546 nt
Organism: Magnolia sinica
Lineage: Eukaryota; Viridiplantae; Streptophyta; Magnoliopsida; Magnoliales; Magnoliaceae
Exons: 5
Coding region: 1-546 (181 amino acids)
Biological process (GO): putrescine biosynthetic process
Molecular function (GO): agmatine deiminase activity; protein-arginine deiminase activity
Source: RefSeq, a predicted model, not a curated record